UUGAGAAACGAGAAGGUGACAGUAAAUGAGGGGGACAGAGAGCUGACAAUUAGGGGUCCCGGGACGGCGGCGAAAGUUGUAGAAGGAAACUUCUGCAACAGGUGGACUACUUGCUGCCAAGAGGAGCGGCCCAAGGGGAGCCGAGCAGCAGACGAGACCAAAACUUAAGUGAGUUGGCGAAGCGGCUUGGCGGUAGCGGCGGGCUUACUUUUUCUCCCUUAAGAGAUUUCAGCGGUUUCCUGACCUUCACGGCAGGGAAGCCAUAUUGAAGAGAGAUUUGAAGGAAAGAUAACAUCCCAUAUGUACCUCCCCAAUCCUUGAGGACAUCAAAAGAGGCCCUAUUAUAGGUGCCCCUUCCAACUUAAAUUGGGCUUUAGGUAUCCCUAACAAACUUUGACACAUCCCAAAUAUCAGCCAUGGCAUCUCGCAUUGGUUUACGGAUGCAGCUUAUGCGAGAACAAGUACAACAGGAGGAACAACGGGAGCGCAUGCAGCAGCAGACAAUGAUGCAUUACAUGCAGCAGCAGCAACAAAUGCCAAUGGCUCCUACCCCAGCCAUCAACACACCAGUUCAUUUCCAAUCACCACCAUCUGUGCCAGGAGAAGUCUUAAAGGUUCAGUCCUUCUUAGAGAAUCCUACCACAUAUCAUAUCCAAAGGUCACGAGACAAGAAGGUCCAAGAAUAUCUGUCUGAAACUUACGGGAACAAGUUUGCACCGCUACUUGGUGCUCCUUCUCCCAAGCCGCCUCCUUCAGCCUCCCCUGGGGUGAGACCAUGCCAUGCCAUGCCCUCUUCUGCAGGCAACAGCACUCCAAACAGUCCAAUGGCAAUGCUUAAUAUCAGCUCCAAUCCAGAGAGAGAGAUAGAUGAUGUCAUUGAAGAUAUCAUGCCUGACAACUACUGUGGGUGUCUUAAUCCAGAAAUUCAUAUGCCCAAUACUCUGCCUCUGUCCAGCAGCCAUAUGAAUGUCUAUAACAGUGACCUCCAGAUGACUCCUUCUGUGGUGGGCAUUACCAGCAGCUCUUGCCCUGCUGAUCUCACUCAAAAGAGAGAGCUUACAGAUGCUGAGAGCCGUGCUUUGGCUAAGGAACGCCAGAAGAAGGACAAUCAUAAUCUAAUUGAAAGAAGACGAAGAUUCAACAUUAAUGAUCGUAUAAAGGAAUUAGGGAUGCUGAUUCCAAAAGCUAGUGAUCUAGAUGUGCGCUGGAACAAAGGGACAAUCCUGAAAGCCUCUGUUGAUUAUAUCAGAAGGAUGCAGAAAGAUUUGCAGAGAUCACGAGAUCUUGAGAAUCAUUCUCGGCGUCUGGAAAUGGCUAACAAGCAGCUUUGGCUUCGUAUACAGGAACUGGAGAUGCAAGCUCGAGUCCAUGGGUUACCAACCGCUUCACCUUCUGGCACGAACAUGGCUGAACUAGCUCAGCAUAUGGUGAAGCAAGAAACUUCUGGAGAGGAGGGGACAGCAGAGCUCUUACAGCAACCACAACUGCAAGCUGAACAGGAAGCUCAGCACCUGCCUCACUUUGCUCCUCCUCCUCCUCCUCCUCCUCCUCAAUCUCCUUAUCAUCAGCUGGACUUUACCCACAGCCUGAGCUUUGACGACAGUUGUAGAGGUUUCCAUGACCCGCUGGACCCUAGCCAAAAUGUCUCUUUCCCCUCCUUGUCCAAGAAGGAAUUAGACUUGAUGCUAAUGGAGGAUACUAUGCUUCCUGUGGCUUCUGACCCCCUGUUUUCCACUGUGUCCCCAGAGGCUUCAAAGGCCAGCAGUCGGAGAAGCAGCUUCAGCAUGGAAGACACUGAUAUGCUGUGAACAGAAGCCCUCCAAGGAGAUUAGGAAUUCAAUAUUGUUUAUUUGUGAAGUGAAAAUUCUUCAUUUGACUUAUAUGUUUAGAAUUCCUCAAAGACUUAUGAGGCUAAUAAGAAAUGGAUCCUGAAUCAGAGACGGUUUGUGUUCUGGUGGGAAUGGGAGAACCCUUAGCACAAAGGUUUGUCCAUAAUUCUUGAAAUGUUAAUCCCUCACGUUUUCCUCUGCCUUCAUUAGCCAAAAGUGAACACAAUCUGUCCUCAUCUUCUGUGACUGAACGAUGGAUAUGGUCAGUCUGAUUCCUGCAGACAUUUCCUGUGCCCUGUGCUCUUCUACUCCAGUCCCACAAAGCCAGUUAGAAUAUUUUCCCAACAAUAUGAUUAUGAACCACCCUGGACAUCCAGGUAGUGCUGUGCCCUUUUGACAAGCAUCUUAAUCAAGAUUUGCAUUCAAAUGUACAAUAAAUAACCUAAGGUCAACUGUGUCUAUUCCCACCUUUUGAUCUAUUAUCAACAGGCCAGUGGGAAUGUCUUCUUUGGGUGUGCUUUCAUACUGGAGUUCUUUUUUGUAUUGAACAGGAACACUCAAUAUGCUCUUUAAUAGGGUGGGGGAUGUCACUAGUUAACUCUGAGUAAUGAUGGAUGGUGAUUUUUAAUCCUUUGAGAAAGGAAGGGACUGUAAUAACAUUCACAGAACCUUUUUAAUGUUUUCAGUUUCAAUUAAGGCUGGGAUACAACAGCCUUAAUUAAUGACUAGCACUUUGUUAGACCUUGAUAGUUUUACCUAAAAUUCGGCUUGGGCCUCUCCACUGCUUUUUCUGAAUCUUUUUGGUUAUCAAUCCUUGACAGCUUAAUGGCCAUACAGGAAUAGAAAUGUAUGAGCAUCUGGAGGCAUUUGAACAGCUUUUACUGCCACCAGUCAUCCAAGAGACUGGGCAAAUUGUUUUGCUAAUUUGAACUAGAUUUUACUUCUCUUUUUGUUGGUUUUUGCUUUUCAGUGGAAGGCGUGGGUGGUCUGAUAGGUUGGUAGUAUUUUUGUGUUUGAGAAGUAUCAAGUGAUAUUAUUUGAUUUAUAUUAAGCUUGUUAGUCUAUUCUGUUCCAUACAAGCUUCCAGCUUGUAUGAUUUAAAGUCCUAUUACUUUGUUUCUAAAUUUAGGGCUGUGGAGAAACAUAGGUAUACUUUAAGUCUAAAGUCCACUUAAUAUGAUUAUUGAAAGAAUUAAAGUAGAGCAGUCAUAGCUCAGUAGUAAAACAUAAAGGAUGCAUGCAUAAGAACCCAGGUUACCACUGUUUCCAAAUAAAUUUCUCUUGUAACAGAUAGUAGGACUGGAGAUCCAGUAUAAAUCAAAGCAGGUGGGAUCUAGACCACAUCCACACCGCUGCUUUGCCCUUUCAUUUGUAGCAAUACAUGCUGAAAUACAUCAGUUUGUUCUAAAGGCUGUGAUUAAUGGCUCUGAUAUUCCAGCCCUGACCAUUUUCAUCAAUGAGAAACAUCCUCCACUUGGCAUGCAUGAUAUUCUGAUUACUCCAUAUGCUGAUUCCCCCCCCCUUUUUCAUCACACUCUUGACUGAAUGAACAUUUCUGUAUUUCUUGCAAUUAUGGAUGGAUGGUUCAACUAUCAACCACUAGAUGACAAUAGUAAGAAUUUUUGUACGCUUGGCUAAUAUCGAAUGAUUGCCCAGAGCACGCAACUACUGGGUCUGUGCUGUUGAAACCUUAAAGUUUGAGAAAGGUAUUUUGUUGUAGGAAUUGGUAUAGGAGCUGCAUAUUAUCCAACUAACAGUAUGUUAGAAACCAGGUCUCCUAAGACCAAACGUCACUGGAAACAGAAUGUCGUGUGUAUCAUGUAUCUUAUAUAAAUUGCACAUAGUAUCCAGAAGCAGAAUAGAAUGGAAAACAUCAUCUUCCGAAUGGAGUAGCUAAAAUCAUCUUCAUGUUGCUUCACCUUCAGGUGAACAGUGAAACCCAGAUAGUGACAUAUGGUGUGUUCUAUAGGACACAGGAAUGGCUUUAGGUUAAGGCAAAGUAGGUACUAGCCAAGGAUGCCAAAGCUUAGGAGUCACCAAUAUUACCCCUCCUUCCUAGUUACCUUGAAAAUGCAAAUCUUUGUGUUAAUAGCAGGAGAUACCAUCCAUCAAUGCAAUCUUGGGCUCCUAUAUAGCCUUGAGCUAGCACUGUUGGAAUGAUUAGUGAUUAGUAGAGGCCAUAAGGAAUGUAGAGGUGUUGAAGGGAAGGAGGGAGGAAGAACUGCUACAAAAAGGGAUUUGAGCUCGGGCCAAGAAAAUAACUUGAGAAAGUAUCUCAGACAAGACCCUCAUUAGUUCACCUGAAGAUAAAGUGAGGGAGAGGAAACACAUUCAGACUUGCAAGAUUCAGCUAUAAAAGGUCUGGCUGGCAAUAAAAAUAAUCCUGACCUAUAUUUCUUUGGUUUUGUAGACUGGUGUCCCUUAUUGGGCUAAUGCUAUCCUUGCACCCAAACAAGAUACUAUAUAGAUUUAUUCCUAGAAAACUCCUAGUCUAACAAUCUCAGUGUAUUCUGUCUCCUAGAAUGUGGUAUUUGUAGCUUUUUAGUAUACUUUUUUUUAGUCAAAAAUUUCUCACUGACUUUUUUUUUUGGUCAUUAUUGCAACUGUUGCAAUUCUUUUGUUUCUUAAUAGUGAGGAUGUGUUGAUCUGCAUUUAAGAGAAAUAAAGAGAGUGGAUAAUUUGAUUCAAGAUGGAACAGUAUGCUAGGAAAACCAAGUUUUUUUUUAAAAAAAGAAAAAGACUUUUUUAUUAUCACACAGCCAGAUAUAUCCACUGGAUUUGGCAUUUUUAUCCAACUAUUCAGUUUAUUAUUAUUUUAUUCUCUGGAAUUUGUACACUCCAGGCUCUGUAUCUCCAACAUGUGCAUUCUCAUCUAAAUAUAUAUCUCUAGUCUUUUAGGGAUGGAUGGAGAGCUAGAUAGUUACCUUAGUACAUAAGUGCUAAAAUUAUAUAGCCUCCAAAGAAAUGAAAACAUUAUAGUAUAGCUUGAAGGGCUGUACAGGACUACUACUUCACCUUCUAUUAAGGAAGACUUUAGAAGGAAUUCAGAGGUUGGACUAGUAAUGAUGUUAGUCAUAUAUGAAGAUACUUCAUGUGGCACCAAAUCCAAUUUAAUUUUAGAUUGUUUUGCAACAUGAUAUUGGUGGCACAACUGGAAGUUCAUUAUUGUAUAAGGAAAUAUCAGAAUCAGAAAGCAGAGUUGGAAGGGACCGUUGAGAUUUUCUAGCCCAACCCACUGUUUAAGCAGGAGACUCUAUACCAUUCCAGUCUCUUCUUGAAAACUUCCAGUGAUAGAGUAUUAUAUUUAUAUAUGUAUUUUAUCAUUCAUGGAAUCAUUAAAAGGAUAACUAGAUGGCAUUCUAGACUUUCAGUACCAGGAUCUCUAUGUUCCAUUGUGUGCUCACAGAAUCAGGUAUUUAAAAGUAUAUCUCAUAGAAAUUCUGCUGUACAUUUAUAUGAAAUGCCCAUGGAAGGAUUAUGGUCAUUCUAUAAAUUCACUGUAGAUCCUCUGAGAGGCUGUGUUUGUGUGUAAUCUUGAGCUAGAGAGGAAAUAGACAAACAGUGCCAUUUUUAUAACAAUGUGUAAGCUUAUGUACAGUGUAGGACAUCCUUGGAGCCUUGUACCCACUGCCUAUGAAAGUAAAUUAAUUUACGCAGUAUAACAGAAGUUUAGAAUUAGUGUUAUGUAAUAACCUAAUGCCUAUUUCAGUCACUUCAUUCAUCAUAAACAACACUGAAUGUGUGAAUUUGUAGUGGAAUAUUUUUUCAAACAAGGAAUGUACUAAAAGAUAUAUUGUUGUACUUCUAAUUCAUAUCAAACAGUAUUUUAAAAAACUGAAUAAGAAAAAUGAAUAACUCAUUGAAAGUCGUUUGGGAUUUCUGCAAAUAUUCCAUUUUACUAUUUCAUGAUGCAUUGGGUCAUCCUUUGAGAGCUACUUGCUUACCUAAGCAGAGAAACCAUAUGACCAGUAUGGGCAGAAAAGCAGAGGAAACAGGAGAGAUUUCCAACUUCCUGCCAGUUUCUCUACUGCUGUUGUGGGAAAGCUGGAAAUUACUCUUUCUCCUCCAUGGCUGACCCUCAGAAUUGCCGGCCACUUUGCUGGGAGUGGGGGAUAACAAAAGGAGUUGCAGACCAUGAGGAAACCUGCACCUCUGAUUCCCAUCCCAGCACAUCCCCAAGGGACCCCUCCCUCCAGGGAGGAAGAGGGCUCUCCUGUUGAUUGCCAGUGCCUCCCAGUCAGCCCUACCUUGCCAAUAGCAUCCAAAUCAAUCCCUCCUCUUUUCUUUGCUGCCAACUCCUAUUAAGACAUUUCAAAGUUUAGCCUGGGUUCCAAAGCAGCCAAUUGCCACUUGCCUGUUGGCCCUUGCCACCAGCUAAUUGGGUGCAGAGAUUAGAGGGAAGUGGGAAAGAAGGUGGGGAUCCAGCCUUCUCAUCUUCCCUUGUGCCAUACAAUUUACAAGUUUCUGCCAAGUGGGGUCAGAAGGAUAGUGUCACUGAAGCAGCCACAAGUUCCCCAAAUUUCAUUCCAACAGUAGUCAUGAGUCCUGGCAUUCUGUAAGUUAACCCAUUUGAAUUGCCUUGGUUCAAUAAUUGUGGUCCUAUAUCUCCCAAUUUUGCCCUAUUGGAAGUUACAUACAAACAGACACAAGAGCUUUAGUAGGGCAUAGAUGUUAUGAGGUGCUUCUGCAGAUACAUUAUGUAAUUAUGUAGACAUGUAUUGUGCAGUGUGUGUAUCACUGAUUUCCAAGAUUGGUUGCUCAGAAAGCCUUAAAGCACUUGUUUUCCUCAGGAUUAAAAACUGUUUGUAACUCCUCCUUAAAAGUCAUAAAAGUGAUAUAAUUUGUGAAACAAAACACCGAAAACUGGGUGAAAGAUUUGUAUGUUCUCUUUCAAUAGCAGUAGGCUAGCAUCCACCAUAAGGAUAUACUUUGAGUAUAUAAUGUUGUUGUGUUAGAAAUCACAAGGGUUUAAUAUAAACGGAUGACAUGCAUAUUGUGUGUAGAUCCUAACUGGAGCAGAGAGAAUAUUUUUUCAAUUUGAGAACUGCGAGGGGGAAAUCCUUAUAUGAGAAUUAAUCAUACUUUUUGUUGUUAAAAAAAAUUCUUUAAGAAAAGGAAAAGAAAAAUGCACUGUGCUCUGAUUCUGAAAUGUUACUACUGUUUUAUAAAUAAAUGUUCAAAGUAAUGGACUGGAACAGAGGGGAAACAAUCAUUAAAUUUAUUUAUUUAAUA
Messenger RNA from Thamnophis elegans (Western terrestrial garter snake), 7061 nucleotides. RefSeq names its product transcription factor EB (gene TFEB). The record is from RefSeq and is a predicted model, not a curated record. Lineage: Eukaryota; Metazoa; Chordata; Lepidosauria; Squamata; Natricidae. Gene Ontology annotation, cellular component: nucleus. Gene Ontology annotation, molecular function: protein dimerization activity; RNA polymerase II cis-regulatory region sequence-specific DNA binding; DNA-binding transcription factor activity, RNA polymerase II-specific. Gene Ontology annotation, biological process: positive regulation of DNA-templated transcription; humoral immune response; regulation of transcription by RNA polymerase II.